AUGCACCACUACCAAACACAGCACAACUCAGCCUUGGCAAACUCGUACUCGACUCGAACUGUUUCUGCCCGCAUGGACCCGUCGCAAAAUAGGAAAGCGCAAGGUGCAUUUCGCUCGCGCAAAGACAAUCCACAGCCCAGCGAAGUCGCACGGCCCCAGACGGUGAUGGAGCGAGGCGGUAAGUGGGUGCCUGUCGCGACCGGCGGGACAUCCGCUGACAUGAUGCCAUCAGGCCGUGGUCUCGGAUCUACAGGCCUAUCUGCCCAGCACGUCGGCUUCGUAGUCCCGGGACCAGGACCAAUGGACGGCCCGUCUCCAGCAUACACAUACCUGGGAUACCAACACCCACUCUACCACCUCCCGCAAGGAGACAUCAACGGCAUCUCCUACGCGCCUCCCAAAGCAAGUCCUCCCCAAUCCUCCGCUCCGACAGUAUCACCCCCGCAACCCCCCUCCACAGCUCCCACAACACAACCCUCCAACCUCAUCCGCGACGCACCCGCCCCAUACGCAUACGACUUCUCGGACCGUGCGCUCGUCAUCCGCCUCGCGCGCAGCAAGCUCGCCCGCGCAACGGACUACACUUGGACCGAGCACUACGACAUCCUCCACAGCUCAUACAAGCAAGCUCUCAUCGCCGAACUCAACCGCAAGCUGCACCGGGGUCUGAAGCCGAAGCCGCUGCUUCGGGAGAUGGAUUCGAAGUGCGUUGAUGCCGGGUUCCAUGCGUAUUUGGCGUUUGCGCGGAGCGGCAUGCAGCAGGAGAUUGAGUGGAGGUGGUGUACUGAGCAUUUGGAUAUUUUGCGACAUGUGCGGCUUGAGCGGGUGGAGUUGGGGUUGGAGGAGUUGGAUCAUAUUUUGCGACAUGUGCGGCUUGAGCGGGUGGAGUUGGGGUUGGAGGAGUUGGAUCGUGUGGUUAAGAUGGCGGGGGCUUGGACGCUGGAGGAGAAGGAGGAGGAGGAGAAGGAGGAGGAGGAGGAGGAGGAUGACUAG
This is a messenger RNA of Trematosphaeria pertusa, 993 nucleotides long. RefSeq lists its product as uncharacterized. The record is from RefSeq and is a predicted model, not a curated record. Bases 1 to 993 code for a protein of 330 amino acids. Lineage: Eukaryota; Fungi; Ascomycota; Dothideomycetes; Pleosporales; Trematosphaeriaceae. The transcript is spliced from 2 exons.